AACUAAUAACUAGUUAAGUUGUGUGUGUUUAAUUUAAAACGUUCAAACACUUGUGUUUUGUGUUUUAGUCCACUUCAAACUUUUGAAUAGUGAACAAGUGUCUGUUUUUUAUUUUUUAUAAAAAGUGUUUUUAACUAAAAAAUGGGUUUAUUAACUGAAGGUAGUCCUUUAUCGUGGGAAGAAACUAAAAAAUUAUCGGAACAUGUUCGAGAACAUGGUAUUAUACAGUUUAUCAACUUAUACAAACGUUUAUGGGAUCGACAAGGGGAUGUUUUAAAAUGGGGCGAUGAAGUUGAAUACAUGAUUGUGAAAUUUGAUGAUGCCAAUAAAAAGGCACGUGUUAGUUUACGAGCAGAACAAAUAUUGAAUGCGCUCAACGAAAAAGAAUUAAAAGAUCCAACUGGUGUUAAAUCACUGUGGCGACCAGAAUAUGGUGCGUACAUGAUUGAAGGUACCCCUGGAGCACCGUAUGGGGGUUUGCUAGCACAUUUUAAUAUUGUUGAAGCGAAUAUGAAGUUUCGACGGGAUGAAGCUGCUGAACUUUUACAAGCUGGUGAAGUUCUUAUGUCAUUAACCAGUUUUCCAAGAUUAGGAUGUCCAGAUUUUACAGUUCCGCCAACUACACCAACUCCCGAUCGUGGUGCAACCAGAUCUUUAUUUUUCCCCGAUGAAGUGAUAUAUCCAGGACAUCCACGUUUUAAAACAUUGUCCAGAAAUAUACGAGAAAGACGUGGUGAAAAAGUAGCCAUUAAUUUACCAAUUUUUCCGGAUGAAAAUACGAAAAUUCCAGUGGAUGAGAGUUAUAAGCACAGUGACGCUGCGAAACCAGAUCAUGUUUAUAUGGAUGCGAUGGGCUUUGGUAUGGGUUGUUGUUGUUUACAAUUAACGUUUCAAGCUUGUAAUAUCACAGAAGCAAGAACAUUGUACGAUCAAUUAACACCGUUGUGUCCGAUUAUGCUUGCGCUGACAGCGGCCUCGCCAGUGCACAGAGGCUUCUUAACAGAUGUCGACUGUCGUUGGAAUGUGAUAUCGAGUUCAGUGGAUUGUCGUACCGCAGAGGAGCGUGGUCUACAACCUUUAAAAAAUAAUAAAUUUGUUAUAAAUAAAUCAAGAUAUGAUUCUAUUGAUUCAUAUUUAUCCGUGUGCGGUGAACCUUACAACGAUGUACCUUUAAUUUACGACCCUAAGGUUUACCAACAGUUGCGGGACGCUGGUAUUGACCAUCUAUUAGCACAACAUGUAGCACAUCUGUUCAUACGUGACUCUGUGUCCAUAUUCAGUGAGAAGGUGCAUCAGAAUGAUGAACAGGAUACUGAUCAUUUUGAGAACAUUCAAUCAACAAAUUGGCAAACAAUGCGAUUUAAACCGCCUCCACCAAAUUCAACAAUCGGUUGGCGUGUAGAGUUUCGUCCAUGCGAGGUACAACUAACAGACUUUGAGAAUGCAGCGAUUGUAUGUUUCGUGGUGUUAUUGACACGUGUCAUUCUGUCAUAUCAAUUAAAUCUAUUGAUACCGAUCAGUAAAGUGGAUGAGAACAUGCAAAAUGCACAGAAACGUAAUGCAUGUCGAACUGGUAAGUUCUGGUUCCGUAAGAAUCUAUUGACAUGCGAUUCACCACCCGAGGCCAGCAAAUGUUGCCCGAAAUCUGGAUCCGAAUUAUAUGAACAGAUGACCAUCGAUCAAAUUAUCAAUGGAAUGGAUGGACAAUUUCCAGGUUUAAUACCAUUAAUAAAGAGUUAUUUAAGUGGUAUGGAUGUGGAUGCUGAUACACACUGUACAAUUCAACAAUAUUUAAAGUUUAUACAAAGACGUGCUAGUGGUCAAUUAAAUACGACCGCCACAUGGAUUAGAAACUUUGUUACAUCACAUCCAGAUUACAAGAAAGAUUCAAUUGUAUCAGAUUCGAUAAAUUAUGAUUUAUUAAAAACUGUACAUAAAUUACAACAAGGUGAAAUUGUAUGUCCUGAUCUAGUCGACGAAUUAGAAACAUCGAAAACGAAAGAAAAUGUACCGGAUGCCUAUAAAACUAGUGAAAACUGUAAUUGUUAACUAAACUAACUAAUUGUAAUUAAUAACUGUAAUUAAUAUAUAUAUAUAUAAUUAAUAUUAUUCAAAUUCAAUUAUAUUUCAAGGAGUGACAUUCUGUACCUAUGCUUUUAUUUUAAGAUGGCUGAAUUUUGGAUAUUUUGGUCAUUAUUGAAUUUAGAACAGGAUCAAGUAUAUUUUGCAUCUGAGAGCAGUUGCGUUCAAGUUGGUAAAAUACAAAACUAAAACUAAAGGUUUCAUCAACAAAAUUAACGAUUAUCGUACGAUUUUCAUCAAAUAUUUGAUUUAAAAACGAUUGGAAUUUAUAUUUUGGACAAUUUUAAACACUUUUUGUGUCUUGACAUUUGUCCCUUUACGUCACAGUUUUUGAGAUUAGCGUUAUAAAAAAAAAAUAAUUACAAUUUUUAAGGUUAAAUUUUUGUUAUUUGUUAAAUGCUUUAUUCCCUACAAUAGUUUCUGAAAAUGAAUUUCCGAUGUAUAUUUUUAUUACAAUCUGAACCAAGUAUUCAUGUUUUUGUUUCUUCGCAUAAAUUUCCAAACAUAAAUAUAUUCUUUAACGUUGUUUUUUUAUACGUUUUUACUGAUUCACACUGUAUGUACAGGUGGUGUAAAAAGACGAACGCAUUUAAAAAAAUUUGAAUGAAUCUUUUUACAGUUAAUUAAUUUUAGUAUUGUAAAACUUUGAUCACAAGUGAAAUUUAUAAAAUUAAUUUAAAAAUCCCGAUGAUUUUUUCGGGUACGGAAUAAUAAACUCCUAUUUGAAACGUAUCUGAGAACACUAUCCAUUAAAUUACCUUCUUUCUUAAGAGCCUUCUUUUAACUAAGCCGAUUUUGAUGAUUAUGACCUAUUUUUUAGUUGUUCCGAGUACGAUACCCUAAAAUUGUACUAAAAAGGUAGCUAAAAAAACAUAGCUAAAUACAUUCUCUAUUAAAUUAUCUUUUAAACCAAACAAAACAAAUCAAAAUUAGUUAAUCCAUGUAGGUGUUACAAUGCCACAGACAGACAGACAGACAGACACACAUAUACAGCGAACAACUUACAUCACCCCUUUUUUGGUUCGGGAGUUAAAAGUAGAAAUAAAGUAAUUGAGUAUGAAACUUGUAUGGAAGUUUUAGCAACUAAAAUUCAAAUAUUAAAUUGAAUUAACUGUGUAGAGAUAGACUUUUAAAUGUGUACGUUACUUUUGCAAUACCUUGUACAAUUUUAAUAUUGAUUUAAAAAAAAAAUGUACUUUAAAA
Chrysoperla carnea is the source of this 3285-nucleotide messenger RNA. RefSeq names its product glutamate--cysteine ligase (gene Gclc). Gene Ontology annotation, biological process: glutathione biosynthetic process. The record is from RefSeq and is a predicted model, not a curated record. NCBI's taxonomy places the organism in Eukaryota, Metazoa, Arthropoda, Insecta, Neuroptera, Chrysopidae. The transcript has 8 exons. Gene Ontology annotation, cellular component: glutamate-cysteine ligase complex. Gene Ontology annotation, molecular function: glutamate-cysteine ligase activity. Bases 142 to 2049 code for a protein of 635 amino acids.